AUGAGUUCCCACCAGCAAAAGCAGCCCUGUACCCCUCCCCCCCAGCCUCAGCAGCAGCAGGUGAAACAGCCCUGCCAGCCUCCACCCCAGGAACCAUGUGCCCCCAAAACCAAGGAGCCAUGCCACACCAAGGUUCCAGAGCCCAGCCACACCAAGGCUCCAGAGCCCUGCCACACCAAGGUUCCAGAGCCCUGCCACCCCAAGGCUCCAGAGCCCUGCCACCCCAAAGCUUCAGAGCCAUGCCAUCCCAAAGUUCCUGAACCCUGCCAUCCCAAUGUUCCUGAGCCAUGUCCCUCAACGGUCACGCCAGCACCAGCUCAGCAGAAGACCAAGCAGAAGUAA
This is a messenger RNA of Mustela lutreola (European mink), 342 nucleotides long. RefSeq names its product cornifin-A. NCBI's taxonomy places the organism in Eukaryota, Metazoa, Chordata, Mammalia, Carnivora, Mustelidae. The transcript has a single exon. The record is from RefSeq and is a predicted model, not a curated record. The coding region runs from base 1 to 342 and encodes 113 amino acids.